This is a messenger RNA of Astrephomene gubernaculifera, 594 nucleotides long. Lineage: Eukaryota; Viridiplantae; Chlorophyta; Chlorophyceae; Chlamydomonadales; Astrephomenaceae. The record is from the annotation of a GenBank genome assembly.
AGGGCAUGGAGGUGAGGGAGAGCGGGGGGCAGAUGGCUCCCGGUGGCGGGGAUGCCGGGCAGCAGCAGCAGCCACCGCAGCCACCACAGCAGCCACAGCAGGAGGAGCAGCCACAGCAGCAGGAGCAGCAGGCGGCUGUGAGCGCAGCUAUGAAGGAGGGUGAUGGCGGUGGCGAUGAACCUGCUGACGGCCGUGCGGGUGGUGGUGGGUGUGUGGUGGCUGCCGCGGUGGCGGCGCUGCGGGGUCUGCCGGAGCUGCGAGUGCUGUACUGCAGCAACACGCCGCUGCAGCGGGUCCCCAACCUGCGGCGGCUGCUGGUGUGCUCGCUGCCCCGGCUGAGCUACCUGGACGAGGCGCCGGUGGAGGAGUGCGACAGGCGGGGUUGCGAGGCGUGGAGCAGGGGAGGUGUUGCCGCCGAGCGCUCCGCCCGCCUCGCCUACCGAGCCCAGCAGCGAGCAGCCGCCAAAGGCCGCACUGCCGCAUUCGCAGCGGAGCGAGCGGCACGACGGCGGGGGGGGGCGGCGGCGACGGCUGGCGGCGGCGGUGGCGGUGGCGGCAUGUACGGCACCACCACGCUGGCGGCGGAGGAGGUGC